Anopheles funestus (African malaria mosquito) is the source of this 2730-nucleotide messenger RNA. It is a transcript of the gene Gk1, whose product is annotated as glycerol kinase. Gene Ontology annotation, molecular function: glycerol kinase activity. The record is from RefSeq and is a predicted model, not a curated record. Gene Ontology annotation, cellular component: mitochondrion. Lineage: Eukaryota; Metazoa; Arthropoda; Insecta; Diptera; Culicidae. The transcript is spliced from 2 exons. Gene Ontology annotation, biological process: glycerol-3-phosphate biosynthetic process; triglyceride metabolic process; glycerol metabolic process. Bases 526 to 2082 code for a protein of 518 amino acids.
GCGAGAAGCGAAUAUCCGUAGACCAAUUUGCGGCGCAACAUUGUACAAUAAAACUGACAUUCGUCUCUAAUUGCAGUAAUAAUUAUGCCAUCGUUUGAUGGCCUAUUUAAGCAAUGGAUAAUGUUUGUUAGAAGAUGCUGUGAUACUUGAACGACGCCGACAAGUUGAUCGUUGUGUGAAGAAAAGAAGGACAUGUUCGGUGUGUUUACCUUCACGAAGAAUCACGCUUAAUGUUACUCGAAGGCUACUCGAUAAGCUAUACUGCACUCUGAUAAGAUAAGGUGCCCGAUCGAUUCCUACCAGACUACGGACUCUGGCGGGCCUCUCUGCAAGCGGCAAAGAUUAGAUACGUUCGUGCUGUAAUCGGAUUAGGACGGGAACAGGCUUGGGAGCGCCAGGCCCAAAGUUAGCCAGAGUGCCAAUCAACGCUUUGGUGAAGAUAUAAGGAACAUCAUCGAGUGAACUUUGUACCCCAAUCGUUAUAUUGCAGAAAGCAAACGUAAUCGAUCUCAGCAACUCGUUGGAAUGGCUUCCGGUGGAAUGAAGAAGUUCGGAGACCUGGUUGGCUCCAUUGACGAGGGAACGAGUUCGGCACGAUUUCUGCUCUUCCGUGCCGAAACGGCCGAAGUGGUUUGCUUCCAUCAGAAAGAGCUGCGUCUAAUCUGCCCGCAGGAGGGUUGGGUAGAGCAGGAUCCGCACGAAAUUCUAUAUGUUGUGUACGAGUGCAUCGAGCGCACGUUGGAAAAGCUGAUCGAACUCGGUGGAAACCCGCAGAACGAUAUUGUAGCCAUCGGCGUAACGAACCAGCGCGAAACCACCAUCGUUUGGGAUCGGACGACCGGUGAACCGUUAUAUAAUGCGAUCGUUUGGCAGGAUAUGCGAACGUCCUCCACGGUCGAUCAGUUGCUCGAGACGGUUCCGAAUAAAACGAAAAACAAAAACUACCUCAAACCACUCUGCGGGUUGCCGCUGUCGCCGUAUUUUUCUGCCGUCAAGCUACGCUGGUUGAUCGACAACGUGCCGAAGGUAAAGGCCGCUAUUCGUAGUGGCAACUGUUUGUUCGGUACAGUCGAUACCUGGCUGAUAUGGAAUUUAACCGGCGGUUCGGAUGGGGGUGCACACGUUACGGAUGUUUCGAACGCAUCGCGCACAAUGCUGAUGAACAUCGAGACGCUAAAGUACGAUAAAACACUAAUGAAGUUUUUCGACGUGCCGGCGGAAAUUCUACCCGAAAUACGAUCAAGCUCCGAAGUGUACGGGCUGGUAAAGUUUAAUCCGCUCAAAAACAUCCCACUGGCAGGCUGUUUGGGCGAUCAGCAAUCGGCCCUAGUGGGGCAGGAAUGUUUAACGCGUGGACGAGCAAAGGCAACGUACGGAACGGGUUGCUUUCUGCUGUACAACACCGGUACGGCUAUGAUCGAUUCGAACCACGGGCUUAUCUCAACUGUCGCCUAUCAGAUGGGCCCGGAUGCGUUGCCAGUGUACGCACUCGAGGGUUCGGUUGCUGUUGCCGGUGCUGCCCUUGGUUGGUUGCGUGACAAUCUGAACCUGAUCGGGGGUGCUUCGGAAUCGGAAUCAGCCGCACUGGAAGUGGAAAACAAUGGGGACGUUUACUUUGUCCCGGCGUUCAGUGGAUUAUACGCGCCGUACUGGGAUCCGGAAGCACGGGGUGUCAUCUGUGGUAUCACCGAAGAUACACAGCGCGGACACAUUGUCCGUGCGGCGCUGGAAGCUGUCUGUUUUCAGGUACGGGACAUUCUCGACGCGAUGAAUAAUGAUAGUGGAACGCCACUGCAAAAGCUAAAGGUGGACGGUGGCAUGACAGCAAAUGCUACCAUGAUGCAAUGGCAAGCGGAUUUGAUCGGGCUGGAUGUACUAAAGCCAAAGUUUGUCGAGACAACUGCACUGGGUGCUGCAAUGGUUGCGGGUCGUGCUGUGGGCAAAUGGGAUAUCGAAAACGUGAGUGUGGAAAGCGACAGUACCGUCUUCAAGCCGGAGAUCAGCGAGAACGAACGGGAUGUACGUUAUAAACGGUGGAAGAUGGCCAUCGAACGAGCAGUUGGAUGGGAUAAGUGUCCAUAAAGCAAUGGGCGGGCACAGGUUGUUGUUUGAAACAUUGAAAUGUUAGUUCGAAGUAAAGAAUGAUAACAAGGUAAAUGGUAGAUUUUUGUUACACAUUACGAUACUUUACGGGACGAUUAUAAAAGCCGCGAUAAGGUAGAGGGUAGUUAUGUGAUAGCGUUUAAUGUUCUUUUCCUACGUAUAUAAGAUCAAUCGCGAUAUAAAAAAAUAAAGCAAUAUAACAAAAAUGCUCAAGUGCCAACAACAACCCACAGCUGUGUAGUGUCGUAUAAUCGGAUGCGGAGUAUACACAUAGGCUAGAUGCUUGUUUCUUUUUAAAGGCUUAUUAUCUUAUUUAUUCUCGCUUGGUAUAAAAAAGGUAAAACUGUAUAUAUGCGUUGAAAUUAGGAUAAUGCUCGCACAACUGUACGCACGAACCGGAGGGAAAGGGGAACUUUAUUUUGGUAGUGAUUAAGCGCAUAAAAUUUAUAUAUAAUAACGUAACGUAAUAAUCGAUAUUCAGGAUAUUAGUUCAAUGAGUAGGAGUAUAAGAAAACAGGACCGUAAACAAUUCGCAUAAAUAAGAGGAGUCGUGAAUAAUAAAGCGCUUCGUGUGUUAAUCGGUAACGAAAUCAAAACCACUGGAACGCGCACGAUUCGCCAAAUGGA